Topomyia yanbarensis is the source of this 645-nucleotide messenger RNA. RefSeq lists its product as uncharacterized. Lineage: Eukaryota; Metazoa; Arthropoda; Insecta; Diptera; Culicidae. The record is from RefSeq and is a predicted model, not a curated record. The coding region runs from base 1 to 645 and encodes 214 amino acids. The transcript has 2 exons.
AUGUGUCUCAACUCAAGACCGUUGACCCCGAUCCCAACUGCUCCCAUUGACCUCGAAGCUUUAACACCAGGGCAUUUCCUAGUUGGCUCCAACUUACAAGCUAUACCAGAAAUGAGCCUGGCUACAACUUCAGAUAACCGUCUGGAUCAUUGGCAACGUACCCAGAAGCUAUUCCACCGUAUAUGGGCUCGCUGGUAUCCAGAAUAUCUUGCACAGCUUCAGUCUCGAGCCACAAAGGGUUGCAAGCCUGCAGUUCAAAUAGAAGUAGGGCGAAUCGUAGUCAUCAAGGACGAUAACCUUCCACCAGCGAAAUGGCCUCUUGGUAGGAUCAUUCAGCUUCAUCCAGCCAAGGACGGGGUCGUCCGCAUCGUCACCAUAAGAACUGCAGUAGCUGACAACGUCGUGAGACCAGUCGCGAAGAUUGCUCUGCUACCAUUACCUACGCCUUCGGAUCCAAUCAUCGUAGAAACACCGAGCGAUGCAGAGACUACAAAGACCGAUAGCAAACGCCGGAUCUUCGAUCGUCGUUCGAAAGCUGUGAAUCAAAUGCAAACACCUGAGUUUGAUUCUGCGAUAGAUACAAGGUCCUGCUACGGAAACAUCGUGUUCAUCAAGGCGAUGCUCACGGAUCACGAGAUGAAAUAA